Molecule: messenger RNA, 2098 nt
Organism: Formica exsecta
Lineage: Eukaryota; Metazoa; Arthropoda; Insecta; Hymenoptera; Formicidae
Product: nucleoside diphosphate-linked moiety X motif 19
Exons: 5
Coding region: 304-1380 (358 amino acids)
Cellular component (GO): mitochondrion
Molecular function (GO): hydrolase activity, acting on acid anhydrides, in phosphorus-containing anhydrides
Source: RefSeq, a predicted model, not a curated record
GAAAGAUAAAACGUAAUUCAGUACACACGUACUGAAAUUGUGUAUACUCAAAGAUCUUGAAUGGAAUUUAACAGUACUUAAACUCUUAGAAUAUUGUAUUGUUAUCGUAUUGUAAUGUGUAAAUAAACGUAUAAUAAAUAAUUUGUCUUUGCUUCUAAUCAGUUACCGAAUGACGCAAUUUAUGCAACAUGAAAAAAUGAUAAUUGAUGAUAACAUAACCUCUUAUUUUCAUUAUUUUCAACGAGUAGUAAAUAUUCGUCUACGUAGUUCACAGUUUUAUCACGUACGGAAAAAAUUUUAAAGAUGAAAUCCUGGCAGGAAUCGGCAAGUUUGAUAUUAGCAGCACGCCAGUAUGUACAAAAAUAUAAUCCUGCAAGUUGCAAUUACAAAUUGCUAUGGUUGAAACGUCAUCAAAAAUCAAGCUUCAUGCCGGGAAUGUACGUCUUCCCGGGCGGUACCACAGAUGCAGCUGACUCUAGCUUGAAAUGGUGCGAAAUCUUCGCCGCCUUCGGUGUGAACAAUGACAGUUUCGCAUCUCUGGUCCCAAAGAUUGCGGAGCGACCUGAGAUCUAUCGAUCAAGACAAGAUGAACUGCCGAAAGAGAUCUCGCUACGCAUCACGGCGAUUCGCGAGACCUUCGAGGAGUCCGGGAUACUGAUGUGCAGACAUAAAGACGCUGAUACAUCUACUAAUUGGGCUAAACAUGUAUCGAUACCGAAAAAUGAGUUGCAAAUGUGGCAAAGCAAGGUGCAUAACGAUGCUACAGAAUUCCUUACCCUUUGCAAAAAGUUGGAAUGCUAUCCAGAUUUGUGGGCACUGCACGAAUGGAGAAAUUGGUUGACACCUACGACUAUGCCUGUGAAACGUUUCAAUACUAUAUUCUAUUUAGCCUGCAUGCCAUUGAUACCUUAUGCUGAAUACCAAGCCGUUGAAAUGGAGGAUCUAAAAUGGGAAAUGUCAGAAGAUCUCUUCUCAUUGAAUAUUACACUUCCACCGCCACAACAAUAUGAAAUUGCAAGAUUAAGUAAAUUUAAAAGUAUAGAUAAGCUACUAGAUUUUGCCAUGGAACGUAAUACAGAAGAAGUGCUGCAGUUGUAUUUACCGGUACUUACAAUCCUAAAAGAUGGUAUCGUGUACGUCUUUCCUGGAGAUACAAUGUAUCCAAAGGAUGUUAACUUAUUAGACGAACAGCAAAUUGAUAAACCAGAUAUUACCAGAUACGAAUAUCGGGAGAUGACACCAAUAAAAAAUCGAAUGGAAUAUUGGAUUACACAUAAUAAAGUAAUUUUUACUGAUAUACAUGGUAAAGAUAAUUAUGUGGAAAUUUCAAUGCCUGGUUACAGAAAAGAUUCACAUGGAAAUACUAAAAAUAAGCUCUAAAAUAAGGUAUAAAAAAAUAUUUUUUUGUUUUUGGGGUUUUUUAAUCAAAUUAUUUUUAUGCAUAUUAUAACUUGAUAAAAUAUUUAGAAUACAAGUAAACAAGUUUAUCUUCUUGAAACAAUUACAGGAGAAAUAUUGUUAUAUUUUUGUAAAAUGUUAAAUUGUUUUGUAUCUUUGUACAAUGAAUUGUUAACAAACUAUACAUGUGAAGUCAGAUUAUAUCAAAUCUCAUCAAUUGUAUAUAAACUUAAUACCUAAAUUUUUCAAAAAAUAUGAUUGUAUAUACACUAAAUAGAUACAUACAUAUACAGGGUGUCCCAGACCUCCUGCACUAUCUGCUAAUAGCAGAUUAGAUUAUUUGAAGAUGAUUUUUCCUCAGCAAAAAUGUCGAGGCAUCAAUAAUUUCUGUGUUAUAAACGAUUAAAAAAGGAGGGUUUUUUUGCAAACUACUUUCUGUAGAGAGUUAAAACUACAUUCUUUAGUUGAUUUUAGAUAGAGUUUACUGUAAUAGAAAGAAUUAUAAUUUAAGGCUUAGUUACAAAGAUGCAAAAAAACUUAGUUGAAAACUUGCAAAAAAAGAAAAGACAUUUUCGCUGAGAAAAAAUCAUCUGGAUAGGUCUUGGAUACCCUGUAUACAAAAUUUAUGCAGCGUGUUUUAAAAUUGGCGGCUGUUUUGUAUCUAAAAAUGGCGUUUUGUAAAUAAAGCUUAAAUUUUUAA